CCAACCAGUCAGUCAUGGCUACGCAAACAGAGGCGGCUCCGCAUGACAAGAACAGUCACUCGGUGACUUUUGGCGAUAGUAGUAAGCUGGACGCGUCUGCACCGCCGCCCUGCCCAGAUCCCUCUGCACACAGCAGCAAGACAAAGGAGUCUGCACUGCAGAACCAGGCCUCGGCAGCAGCCUUGUAUAGCACACACUCGCACGAAGCAAACAAACCCAACGUACUAGGUCCUGACGGGAAGCUCUCCUCCGCAAGCGCUGCAACAAGCCUUAAGCACGCCCAGGCCCACACCCUCCCGAGUUUCCCUGUCGUCGGGAUCGACGCUCGAACUUCGGCUGGGACGGCAGCCAACCUCGCAAACACAAAUACAAAAAGUCCUGAGUGGUGGAAGCCUGAGCUCUCGAGUGCCGCGGGCAAGGCUGCCUUGCUAGCCAACGACUACAAAAUGCAGCCGCUGUGGAAACCGGAAGCCAGCGCCGCUGGCUCAAAAGCCGCACUACUCGCUCACAGAGACGGCGGCAAGUUGGAUCUUUGGACGCCCCAGGCCAGCGCCGAAGGAAAUUCUGCGGCAACCAUCGCCAUGGGCAAGAAAGACCUCUCCCCCAACGUCGUGCUCGGUAGCAACGAAGACCAGAAGAGAAAAGCACUGCUUGCUGCUACUGGCGCUGUCUCCUCUUCCGGCCGCAAACGAGCACAGUCUACCCCAGAGCCACCGCCGCUGUAUCCCGAUUCCGCCAACUCGGCGAGAAAUGCCCUCAGUGCUGCCACCAUGGCACACAAUCCGUCCGUGAGGUCGACAAAUUCCCCAGUCACGGACUCCAACCAGCUCGGAUCUCCAGCCAUGCAGGCCGCACGCAUUCAGCAUUCCAAGGUGUCCCGAGAAAUGUACACGGAGCGCCCUCCUGUGGCUCUGGAGGUGGAGGAAAAGAAACGCCAAGAUGCUCUCCGAGCGUCAGCAGUUUCCAUGGCGAAAAAGAUGUAUGACGUGCAGCAGCAGCCCAGCUCGAGUCGUCAAUCGCACGCACAAACUGGAGCCACCGCAGCACAUGGCCAGAAACCGCACGCCACCGAGGACGAUAUCAAACAACAAGCAAUGCGUUAUAUCGGGAUUCAAGAAGCAGCUCAGAAGCUGGCCUCGGAACGGCUUGCCAAGAUCGGGAUGGACGAGAACGCAAUGUAUCGAAGUUACUAUGGCUAUGAAAAGACCGGCCGCUCCCGGCUCUCGAUUCGACGCGGACGAAACCGAGCUUCCAGCAACCCCGAGCCAGUGGACUCGGACGACGAUGAACUACAAUCUCGACGCAUUCGCUCUCAAAUGUCUCAGUUCAAUAAAUCGCUUGCGGAAGUGGACAAGAGGAAACAAGAGCAGGAUCGGAAGCAUCUAAUAGCCGCGGCAGAGCGGAAGGUACAAGCUCAGAUGAUGGGCAUAGAUAAGAAGAUAUUCGAUGAGACGGGCAAGAUGUCGCCGGCGAUGAUGGACGAGUGGGACGCAAAGGCUCGAGCAAAAGCUGCGGCCUAUAGUGAGGCUCGCAUGGAGAAUCACGGCAGGGUACACAUUGGGCAUGGAAAAUACAUGGAUCAAUCCGAGAUUGACGCCGUGGCUCAGGCCAGAAUCCAGCCUACGCUCGACGAAAUCACCGAGAAGACGGAGAAGAGGCGUGCUGAAGAGGAGGAACAGCGAUUGGAAGAAGCCGAAAGAAAACGCCAGGCUCAGAUUGAGAAAGAACGCGCUGAUGAUCUCAAAGCAGAUGAGCGCCGCGGAAGAGAGGAGGAAAAGAAAGUAUUAAAGUCAAAGGCUGAAGCAGACAAGGCGCUCGCCAGACAGGAGAAAGAAGCGGAGAAGGAGAAGAAGGCAGAGGAGAAACGACUCGCAAAAGAAGAAAAGCGAAAGAGCAAAGAGGCCUCGAGAACAGCUCCAACCGACACAGAAGCUGCGACUCAUGAAGGUAGAGCUUCCCACGAGUUAACCGCCGUCGAACCCAGAUCAGAGCCCGAAGUGACGAGCCCAACGUCUCCCCAAUCUGCCAAAAGCGACUCAAAAGGCAUCAAGUCCCUCUUCAGCAAGCUCAAGCGGCGCUCCAAGCAAUCAAACCCAUCUGCAUCACCAACAACUGAAGCAGACAAACAAGGCUUCAUCGGCGGUGUUGCACUUCGCAACUCAGAAUCGCACUCCCGCCGCAAUUCCACUCCAGCCAGCAUCAACAGCGGCACAGGCGGUUCAGCCCUUGCACAGCACACGACGUCAAAUCGCCGCUACUCGGACGUCUCAUCGCUGUCGGCAGAUAGCGAAGCUAGCAGCGUUCGAGGCCGCUCACACAAACGCACGACUACGUCGGGGAUGGAUAGCCCUGUCCCCAUGUCGCACGGCUCAGAGUACGAGGAGGCGAGGGACACAUUCAAUGAAAGUCUUGCGCCGCCACCUACUUUUACGUCGGAUGCUAGUUCUAGGAGAGGUAGUCCGAAUCGGGAUUCCAAGUUCAUUGAAGCAUUGUAA
Molecule: messenger RNA, 2495 nt
Organism: Periconia digitata
Lineage: Eukaryota; Fungi; Ascomycota; Dothideomycetes; Pleosporales; Periconiaceae
Source: the annotation of a GenBank genome assembly